Prunus mume (Japanese apricot) is the source of this 1803-nucleotide messenger RNA. RefSeq lists its product as uncharacterized. NCBI's taxonomy places the organism in Eukaryota, Viridiplantae, Streptophyta, Magnoliopsida, Rosales, Rosaceae. The record is from RefSeq and is a predicted model, not a curated record.
AUGAAAGUGGCGGAAAUGCGACUCAUCUCGGCUCUGCAUGUAUGUCGAAAACAUGCGCAUUGGGUUCCUCCAACCCCAAGAAUGGCUCCUCCAACUCCAGCAGUUCCAAAUCUUCCACCUUCCUCUCCCACCUUCGGCAACCCCUGCCUUGAUCUAUUUUACCGCCUCAUCAACCCAUGGACCCCGGCCAAGCAGCAGGCCAACCUUAACUAUCUGAACCAGCUCCUUCCCUCGGCCUGGUCCCAUAAUCCCCUCACCACCCUCAAGAUCAUUUGCAGCCUCCUCUUCGAUCCUCGCGGCGGCCGCGACAUCAACGAUACAGAAGGCUUCCAAACGGCGGCUUCCUGGCUCCACCUGAACCACCCCAAAACCCUGGCCUUCAACCUCCCGGUUAUUGCAGGCGAGUUCAUGCAUCUUGACGAUGUUCUCGAAAUUCCUUACCGGAUACUAGAAGGCCAGCCCCCACCUGAUUCCGAUGCCUUCUUCACAGAAGCCAUCGAGGAGACAGAGGAUAAGAUGGCCAUGGCCAAAAAGGCUCUUGACAGGUACGAGCGCGACCCCCAUUAUCGAUUCUUGCACGACCGCGUUUCCGAGUUGUUCGCGGACUGCCUAAAGUUUGAUAUUGAAAACUUGAAGCAGAUACAAUUGAAACUGAAAUCAAGAGAAUUGAAUUUAACCCAAUCUGAUGAUGAUGAUGAGGAAGAUGAUCACUACUACUGCUUGGACUUAACUGGGGCCGCAAUGGAUUGCCCUUUCGUCGACUCUAUGUUCGACUGCACUACUCUGCUUUGUGAGAGCAUUGCCAAGAAGAUUUUCCCGCGAAUUUCAUACCAGGGUGUUGAGGAAGACGAGGCCGAUCACGCCGACAGAGCCCGACAGCUGCUGAUGAAGGAGGUUUUGUUGCCCUUGCGUGUCCCCUUGGAGGAAGAGUCGGGUUAUGAAUGUAGGAGGACCAAUCAUGGAGCUCCCUGCCCGGUUCGCGUGUAUUUGGAGGAGGUGAAAACCGGAGGCAACUCCAUGAUUGAGGCCGACGCUCUGCUUCCACAUGAGAUCAUAGAAUAUGUUUACGAUUUUGAUGAGCUGCGCCAAGUCGCUGAGCUUCAGUGGAAGGCUAUGGUGGAGGACAUCUACUUGAAGCAAGGCAAGUUUAGAAACUGCUUGGCCAUAUGCGACGUCUCCGAGAGCAUGAAGAGGGUUCCUCUGCAUGUGUCAGUGGCUCUGGGGCUUUUGGUGUCUGAACUGAACCAGGAGCCGGCAUGGAAAGGAAAGGUGAUCACUUUCAAUCGAAACCCUCAGUUGCUUGCGAUACAAGGGGAUGAUCUCAGGUCCAAAUGCGCGUUUGUGAGGAGGAUGGACAGCCAGGAGUGGCAUUGCAAGGUUGAUUUUCGAAAGGUAUUUGAUUUGAUUCUGCAAGCGGCUGUAAAUGGGAAUUUGAGACCAGAGCAAAUGAUCACCAAGGUGUUUGUGUUCACCAUCUACUUUGACUUUGAUGAGAUUUCGGCCAAUCGAUGGGAGAGUGAUUAUGAGGCAAUACAAAUCAAGUUCAAAGAGAAAGGAUACGGGAAUGUGGUGCCACACUUGGUGGUUUGGAAUCUAAGCCGAGAGAAUGUUUGGAAUCUAAGCGAAUACAAGUCUACCCCGGCCGUGCCUUGUACGCAACCGGGGGUGACCAUGCUCGGUCCCUUCAUCAACAACAACUUGGUCAAUUCCUUCUUGGAAAAUGAUGGGGAUAUUAGCCUAGACCAUGUCAUGGAAGCAGCCUUCUCUACUCAACUGUAUCAAACUCUGGUUGUGGUUGACUGA